AGGAUGUUAUAACUGCCCAGGAAACUGGCAAUCAAAGAAUCAAAAGACGUGAUGUGAAACAGAAUCAAGACAUGAGGUCUGUCUGUUUAAGCCUCUUGGUCACAUGGUGCUUGUGUGGGUGCCAUCACCCAUAUAAAAUAGGCUGCUGCAGACCUAGAAACACACACAGCUGAACACACAGCUUAAAGAGAAUCCGGACUGGCACUUUUUGUUGUGGAUAAUGGCAUUUACGAAACCGAGAGAAGAAGUGGCCCUUGACACUACUGAAGAUUCCGCUGGUGAUUCUAAGAUGGGACGUGUGAAAAACAAUCAUGGAAUGAAAAUAUCAGAUAAAUUAAAUUUUCUGGACUUCAUGAUACAGAAGAAGAGUUCAAAAUGCACCCCUGAAAUGCUAUCAGACCUUGACUUCAGUGAGAACCUGGAACAGAACCGCCUGGCUGUAGCACAGCAGCAAUUGGUGGCAGCAGAGGAACGUCUCUUCGGAAAUUCAAAUGAAGCUGAAAGAGUGGAGGAAGACGAAGACAAGUUGCAGACAGAGUAUGAACUCUUAAUUUUGCAUCUGAGGAUGAUCAUCCGUGAGUCCUUAAAUGAGGACAACCAGGAGAAACUCAAGAGUGUAUUGACUUCCAUACUUCAGGAGGAGGCACAAGACAGACGCUGGGAAAAACUAGCAGCCGAUGAACGUCCACCUUGGAGACCAACGAGGUGCAGAGAGAUCCAUGACUCACUACUCCAGACUGUUGUGGAGGAACGAAUGAAGAACGGAGAUGAAAAGGAGAAUGCAGCGGACAACCUGUCUACUACCUUAAAGAGAGAGGUGUGCCGAAUGGGCAAGAAAGUGCAAAAAGAUCUGCUCAGGGUGGUCAGAAGGUUGAGAGAAUGUUAUCCACCAGACUUUGACAUUUGCAGAACGUAUGCCCUGCUUUACCAUCAGGCGUUCUCCACCAGACUCCAAGAGCUGGCAAGAGCUGAUAUUGAUUUUGAGGAUUGCCACUACUUAUUGAGUUGGGUUGCCAAGUUCUACCCAAGUGAUGUGUUGAAGCACAAAGAACUGGAGGAGCACAUCAACCAUUCAUUGCUUGGACCUCUGUUGCCUAAAGAAGAUCUUAAGAAAUUACAGGAACAGUACUUUUCAUACAAAGAGACUGAAGUCAAAAAGUGGUUGUCAAACGCUUUUGAGAAAGAAAUGAAGAGAUGGGGUGAUGGCAUGGAACCUGAACUCAUGGAUGGAUACUACUUCAGUGACCUUGCUGUCACUCUUAUACCUCUUAUUCAUUCAGCUGUGACAGACAUCAAAACAAUUAUGGGAUCUGAAAGUAAAUCUGGAUAUAUUAUUUGCCACUUGGACAGUUUUCUAAUAAGCUAUAUGAAAUGUCUUGAGGAUCAUACUAAAACAAAACAAGAAAAUAUUCCCAAAACUCUCAGUGCUAGUCUGGUUAACAUUCACCUGUUCGGGGAUUAUGUACAAAAGGCAGAAAAUCUGUUCCCAGAGGAGACUAAAACAGCAUGUUUGUCCACAAUAGCAAACGUCAAAACAAUUUGUCACAAAUAUUUUCUCAGUCGAAUUCACACCGAUCUAAAGCCACUGUACCGUAAGAUUUGGACUCAAGCCUGGUUAGCAGACCACGAUGACGUAAUACAGGGGCUGGUGAAAGAGCUUGAAAAUCACAUAGAUAAUCUGAAACAGCUGAAGCCUGUCUGCCGUGAGGAACUUGUGGGCGAGCUGCAUGUUGAAGUAAUGGUCGAGUAUGUGAGGCGAAUGAUGAAGAGAAAACUGAAGCUGAGAGAGAAAUCAAAGCAGGAACAAACUGCAGAUUUAAUGUGCAAAGACAGCCAAAUAAUCUGCUCUGUGUUUGCCGAAGCGGGGUCAAAAGAGGAAUGGCUUCCUGAAAUACUGCCAAAGUUAUCUGAGAUUCUGAGGCUUCAGGACCCUGGGAGUCUACAACUUGAGAUUGUCAGUCUAGCAAAAGACUUUCCUGAUUUGAGUGAGCAGCAUAUUCUCGCUGUCUUGAACCUGAAGACCAACCUUUCGAGUUCAGAUCUGCGCAAGAUCAAAGGGUGUUUGAGGGACAACAGGAGCAUUCUGAAUGCUGAGUCUUCAUCUUCCUUCUUUUCUAAACUGGCUAGUGGAAAACAAUGGAAGUGGUGUCGCAGGAGCAUGCUCAAAACACCGUAAAAACAGCUCAGGUGAAUAUUUUUCACACCCCCGAUGUAUUAUAGUGGGAGGAUGAAGUGGCCUGAUAUAUCAUAUGAAGAUAUAUUCAAUUAUUUCGCAUUUUCUCUCAGAGUUGACGGGUCUUCGAUGCACAACUAUAAAAGCACAGAUACGUUAGUUACCAGAAACUGUGCUCGUUAAAAUUACAAACGACCUGCUUAUAGCAUCAGAUAAAGGUAACAUCUCACUUCUAGUCCUGCUUGACCUUAGUGCUGCGUUCGAUAAUGUAGACCAUAACAUACUUUUAGAUCGCUUACACAAUUAUACCGGUAUUCAGGGAUAGCCACUACAAUCCUGCCAAAAUUAAAAAUAAAUAAAUACAAAAAUAAAUCCAUGAAGAAAUGUAAAAAAGCGAAAAUAAAUAAAUACAGAAAUUAAUUUUCUAAAAAUAAAGAAAAAUAAUGAUAUUUAAAUGUAUAUUAUUUCUACAUUUAUUUUUUUGUACAUUUUUGUAUUUCUUUUAUGCAUUCGAAAUUUUUACAUUUUCACAUUUAUUUAUUUUCACAUUUAUUUCUACAUUUCCGUGUCCAUAUGGCAAUGAGGGGGCGUGUCUUGCUACAGACAUGGCAGUCGAGCACAGAGUGGUGCUGUAGGCCACAGGUAAACUCUAAUGCCAUAGUAGGGGCGAUGCGGAGGGAGAGAGGUGGCUUGCGACCUGCUGAACACCGUGCGCAGAUCGUGGUACUCCUCCAGGACCCCAGUCAAAGCGGCGGCUUCGACCUGCAACACAGAAGGCACAGAGACAGGAGAAGGGGCAGAACCCAGAUAAGACGCAUGACAAGAAGAGCUCCAGGCCAAAAUAGAAUUCUUAACCCAAUCAAUGUGAGGAUUGUGCGGUGACAACCAAGGAUGCCCUAAUAUGAGGGGAGAAUCGAGGAUGUACAGCUCAAUACUCACAAUGAUUCCCAGCAAGAAAUUCUUACGUGAGGGGUGACGUGAGUUAUGGUAGCAAAGGCUGGCGAUCGAGAGUGGCGAUCUCGUUCGCGAUGGUGGAAUUCAGCCCGUCAAGGAAUCGAGCGCCCCUUCGUUCCAUUCGCAGAAGGCUGUUAACGUCUGAAAUUUGAUAGAGUAGUCUGUGAUCAAAUUCCUGCCUUGAGUCAAACGAGAGAGCUGUGCCACUGCCUGCUCACCUUGGGCCGGUCGAACAGCCUCGUCAUUUCUGUUCGGAAUUCCUCAAAGGAGUGACAACACGGAGUCUGGGCGUCCCAUACGGCAGUCCCCCAUUCGCGUGCUUGGCCCGUCAGAAGAGUUAAGACAAAUGCCACUCUCGCCUCUUCGGUGGCAUAGCAGCGUGGCUGGAGGGCUGGAGGGAGAACACCAGAGCACACUGCGAAAGAAAUGGUCGGCAGGCAUUGGGAUCUCUGCUGUAGAUCGGAGGACUAUUGACGUGAGGCUCCGCCUCCGCUGAAAGUCCUCGCGGCGAAGAGCUGGCAGCAGCCUGGGUUAUGGCGAGCUCUCGUCAUAGUUCGCUGUCCUGAGCGAGUAACUCCGAGACCUGGUCGGUGAGGAUUCCUACUUCCUGUGCGGUGACAUUUAGCCACAUGACCUGCUGUCCGAGGGCGACCCCCUGUUGCUGCAGGGCAUUGCGGAGAGGAUCCAUCCCCGCUGAAUCUCCAGUAUGGUCACACCGUUUUGUCAUGACUGUACGUGAACAGAAACUGCGGAGACUCAAUUGCGGGAAAUGAAUAGGUCUUUAUUGAAAAGUUUCCACAAGAAUCCACCAAGAGACACCGGGCUCGGAGCCACGUGAGUCCGCGGGGAGAGGAUUCGACCAGACCGCACUCACGGAAGAAUCUGAAGUAGACCCAGUCCGGGAGAUUCUGUCCCACGAAGGGAGGAACGCACGGCGGGGAGAACCCUCGACCCGCCGGCCGAUUCUUGCCGAGAGAGGUGGUCGCUGGUGAAGCGAUAGCUGCAUUGUAGAGAGCAGGAUGGUCUGGGAACUAAGGGAAAACAGAGCUUGAGAACAAGGGAACUAGGCACUGGAGACUUGGACUAAAGGAAUAAUACCAGAGAGUAUAACUAGAGACUACCCCGAACUGAGAGGGGAAACUAGGCUAUUACAAUGACUAGACAAGACUAGAGAAGGUCAGGGAAUGGCUGCAACAAACAACGGUCUGACACAAGACGAGAGGGAUUAAAUAGAGUAAACCUAACAGGCGGGAAUAAAGUGCAGGUGGAACAUAAUGAGGGACCAGGGCAAGCUACUGAUCAGGAACGAGCUACAGGGGUGAGAGUGAUGAGGUGAAGGGAAACUGGUGAGGGGAAAGCCUGGCAGGGAGACACGGGUGCGGGGUGAGUGACGCAGACACCGAACACGUGUGGAGCUGUCAAAGGGCACUCCACGUGUUCGACAAAACAAAACACACACCCACACAAGACACAAAGCCGUGACAAGACUGAGAUCACGACAUUAAGAGGGGCUAAGACAAGAAAAAAUAAUACAAGAUAAUACAAACCAAACAACAAAGAAGACAAAAAAGAAAGAAAAAAAAUCUCAUCCAUAUGAAUAAAUACAAAGCAAGAAAUUAUCAUUUAUAUUAUCGAAUAAGUCUAACAAAAUUCCAGCUUUUUAUUAUUUGCUUUUGACAGAGUUUUUUAAUAUUGUCCCAAAUAAUUCUUAAAUACUAUAAACAGGGUGAUUUAAAAAUUACAUUUGAGAAUACAAUUCUUAGCUAACAAAAGUAAGUUAUUAAUAAAUAAAAAACCUUUGACCUCCUUUUUCACAGUUUCCAUAUUUAAUUUUAUAUAAACGACAUGUUAAAUUUAACCACAAUUAUUGUACUUUGUCCAGGAAUGAUAGAAAUAUAUGCUCUGAAAGAAAAUAUGCUCUGUGUUUUCUGGAAAUGAGUUACAGAAUUUACACAAUAUAUAAACUCUCCCGAAGGAUAAAUACAGUUUUUAAAGGAAUUUCUUUGAUUUUUGGGAUAAACUGGAAACUUUAAAUAGGAUGUAUGUUUAAGCAUUCGUUUGUCAAAGAAAAGGUCUAAAUUCUUUCUUUCAGACUUGACUGGCUGAGACUUUGUCUAAUAUAUUUUAUAUAAUAUAAUUUCUCGCUUUUAAACUCAGUUGCGAUAAAAAAUGCGAACACGAUCUAUUCCAUUGCUGACGUUUCCAGUCGACUCGACAGCACGAUUUGGGAAGUGUCCUGUGCUGUUUUCACUCCUCCCCUUACUGCAGCCGCCUGCUCACGUCUUCUUUUCAUGCGCGGCAAGGCGCAUCUCGAACAAGCCUAUAACUGCCUAUUAUUAGAAAAUGAAAGUGUUUUUACACCCUUUAUGUACGUAAACUUGUUGUUGGACACUCCAUAAUCCAAAGUAGGACCUUAAAAAUCACAAAAUAUUUACUCUUUAAGACUGUCAUCAAAAACUACAGAUGUUCAGCAUAUAGUAUUUAUAAAUAUUUAGCUGGAUAAUGUCUAUUAUAAAAGUAUGUUCCUCAUGAACUUCAUGAAGAUUCUAGAAUUUUUUUCUUGUUUGUCAACAUGUGUACACUACUGGUUUAGGAGUAUUUUUUCCACAUUUUUAAAUAAAAGUAAACUCCUCAAAACUAUUGAAUAACACAACUUUGUGUACUGUGUUGUGAUUAAAGCAAUCCAAAAUAAACCAAAUAAUAUGAUUGUUUAGCAUCUUUAAAGCUGUAACAUUUUGCCUAGAUCUUGAACUAAUGAGUUCUUGGUGGUGGUGAAUAGGUUGAUAUCGAUGCCUCGAGAUUGUUCGCUCUACCUUGUGUUAUAGAGUGGGUAAAGUAUUGAGAAAACAAUGUUUAUUAUAAAGAAACGCUUUAGACAUAGUAGAAAUUGCAUUUAUCAGGGCUCACUGAAAUAGUAUAAAUAAAGAAAUAAAUGUGUGCGUGUGCGUGCGUGCGUGUUUAUAAUUUUGCAAGUGUCCGAUCCCGCACCCUCACAGCCAUAGGCUUUCUGCGUUAACCAGCUACAUUAACUGGCUGUUUGGCUUCGCUUGUUUUUGAAAGGGUCAUUUAUAUUCUCAUAGUUUGCCAUCGUGUGUUGAUUCACAUUAUUGGCAUAAAUCACUCAUUUGUGUAUAGGGACAAGUGUCCCAUCCAGAAUGCCAAUCACUCGCGGCACACUCGCAAUGGCAUGGAAGCCUUGAUGUGCCUCCAUCAUGUCGUGCCUGGCGAAAGGCAUACGUAUGUAAUCAGUGGCAGGCUAAAUUUGUGUAGAAUUUUCUCUUCUGACAUGGUAGUCAGGGGACUAAAAUAUUCUCUAGUGAAAUUGUGCAAAUACACUAACUGGCUCCGUGGACGGCGCCGUCUUUGAUUUUAGACAACUAUUCGCUGUCUCGCUGCCAUAGUUUGACAAAACUCCCCAUAACAUUAAUUCCCUUUAGACUACGCUUUUCCUGUCAAAUGGUUUGCCAGCUGAUGUGCCUUGGGGUAAUAGGCUGUAAUUAAAAACGCUAACAACCAUCAGUGUAUGACAAUUUUAUUCAUGAAAACACUUCAAUAGCCUACACUGAGUGUAUACCCGAGUAUUUUAUUUGUAAAAUUAAAACUAAGUUAAAGUAAAAAUGUAAAUUUAAUACUAAACAGAAUCUUAUAUUAAAUUUUAUAUGUGAAAUUAAACUGCGAUGUAGAAAAGCUUUUAGCGGUAUGAACCAUCAAAGGCGAUAAGGUAUAGCUAAGACCAACCUUGCGAAAGUAUAACUUACAGAAGGUAUACUUAACUAAGAAGAUUUCGGGAAACACGUAUUAACGAUAAGGUACAGCUUAAGGUAUAACUUAAGAACGACGUAGCGUUAAGAAGGUUUCGGGAAACGCAGGCCUGAACCCUGUAAUGCUUUUUAUCACUAAAGAAAUUCUUUUAUGGGUCCUUUUUUUUAAUUAUUCACUCCAAGUCAUCCAUUUCAAGAACAUUUGUAAUCAAAUUUGAGUUUUGAAAUGAAGUGAAUUCAAAUGUUUGCACUAUUUCUGUCUACAAAAGUAAGACAAAGCAGUUAAAAGUAGUAUAAAAUAUAUAUCUUAUUUUUACAAUAAAUAUUUGACAUUUUUAGCAGUUUUAGGGGCGGUUCACGGACAGGUCUUAAAUCUAGUCCUAAUUUAAUUAUCUUAAAAUAAUCCCUGUUCGGGAAAUCAACCCUUAAUGUCCGUGAACAAUUUUGCAAAUGUCACUUUAAAUACAUGUUUGUAUUAUUUGUAAAUAGUUUAUUUAGUCACAGUAGGCUAUUUCAAGCCAUUUUGUAACUUUACAUCUGGAAUGUAACAAAGUUUUUAGAGGGCUGUGAAAUGUGUCAAGAAAGUUGGAAAAACUGUAAGAUGCUACAAAACAACAAGAACCAUUAUGUCAUGUGAAAAACAAUGGUGAGAUGUAUUACAUUUAGUCAUUUUUUGAUGUAUAUAUGCAUGCUUUAUAUAUUUAUUAUGUAUAGACAUAAUGUAAUGUAUUAAUGUAUUCCAUCUGAAGUUGUUGUUGCGUGUUACAAGCUGUUUCAUUACUAGGCCAGUACUAUGAUUAUAUUCAUUGUCAUGUGUAACAGAGGCCAGCUAAUGAAGAGCUGUGCAGUGUGUAAACCUCACUCCCCGACCUCUGCGGUCUUUAGCCUCCUCGUUAGAUCGCCCGACUCCCAUGCCGGACAGACCCGGUUCGAGGGGCCAGUAGAUUCGGUUACACGUGCAUGCAUCGAUGCAGAAUAAUGAAUGUCUUAAAUACAAUUAUCUGUUGCUGGAGAAAUAAAUGCAUUAUUAAAAUCCUUCAAUCAGCAAAUACUCAUUUCUAUCUAGUAUUGGUCAUUUAUAAUUAUAUUCAUAUGCAUUCAUACUGUAAACAAGUUUAUAAUUAAACUAGUCCUUUCCCUUUAAGUUAUGACAGAUUGGUUAGCCACAGGCUGCAAAACCACAUGAUGUGACGCCAACGUACAACACCCUGUCAUACACUAGAACAGAUCUUUGAAUAAACAAAGGCUCCAUUUUCUAGAAACAAUGACAUGUUUUAUAGCAGUACAGUAUUCUGGGUACUGUCCUGGAUAUAAAAUGGGAUGAGUCACUGGUUCCUCAUCCUGACAUCCUUGAUCCUGCAUGACCAGUGCCAUUAGCUGUGAUGACGUACUUUCCACUCCAGUUACUCUAAACAGCAUUAUGUUGACUAUUAACCACAACUCAACAUGCAUUCACUCACAGCUGAGUGUAUCAGUGAAAUAGAUCUUUCUUUAAUCACAGUGGGAUGUUUAGGCGAAGAAUGUGUAUUGUUGUUGGGUUUCAAUGUCACCAAGACGAUAAAACACAACAAAUGGAAUUAUGGGUAUUGAAGCCAAUGGAAACGUUCAAAAAGUAACAUGCAGAAUCCAGUUUGUUGUAUUGUCCAAAUGCCUUAUUUGUGCAUUUUGUGUUAGAAGUAUUCUUGGGCUUUACAAUAUAGGUGUAUUCGUAGUUGUACAUUUCUGUGUUUGUUUACAUUUUAAAGCCCACUGUUCUUCUUUAUAGCAUUAGUGAUUUUUCCCUUUUCUUUUGUUGGGUGCUUCACUGCCUACUAAGUUUAGCAUUUACAUAUUCAUGACUUUCAGUUUUACUUUCUCUUUCUUUCCUCUUCCCGGAAAAUGGAAGAGAUGCUUUCUUGGAGUGACCUCAUUCUGGACUUUUGGGGACUUUCCCUCACUGCAGGACAGAAAUGAAUAGCAUGAGUAUCACGGCCAAGUGACCUUUAAGGCUAUACUGCCAUCUGCAGUGCAUCUGACAAAUCACAGCGAUCGCAUUUACACAUUAUGUACACAUAAACAGGGCCUCCAGAUUGUAUUUAUCCCCACAGAUUCCUUUUCAAUUUGAUAUGUUGCAUGGUCAAAUAAAAGACGAUUUAAAUAGGA
This is a messenger RNA of Triplophysa rosa, 9030 nucleotides long. RefSeq names its product tumor necrosis factor alpha-induced protein 2-like. Gene Ontology annotation, molecular function: SNARE binding. NCBI's taxonomy places the organism in Eukaryota, Metazoa, Chordata, Actinopteri, Cypriniformes, Nemacheilidae. Gene Ontology annotation, cellular component: exocyst. The transcript has 13 exons. Gene Ontology annotation, biological process: exocyst localization; exocytosis. The record is from RefSeq and is a predicted model, not a curated record. Bases 221 to 2176 code for a protein of 651 amino acids.